GAGCGGCAGCGGGAGUACAAUCUACAACACUGGGAACCUACUCUUGGAUGCAAAGCCCUAGAAACGACGAUCAGGGGCAAACAUGCAAGAACUCGCUGAUCAACGACAACAAGGAGGCAGAACCUGCCUCCUCUGAUCGAAUCAACCUGCGCAUGACCCAGCACCCAGCAUGUCCGCGACUGGUGAAGAGAUUGAUGAGUGACUUUCGUCGCUCAAACCACAAGGCCUUGACAGAAGAAGUCAUCUCCUCCGUCAUGGACGUCUCGUACCAUCUGGCGUUCAACAACGUCGGGAAAGCGUACCAAGCCCUGAGCCUGGCUACCAGCUCCAAGCAAUUAUGCCGUGAGAUGACGAAGAUUAGUAUCAAAGCAAGACGGCUUGACAUUGCGCUGAAGUGUAUUGAAAAACUCAAGAUGCCGAAGCUGCAGGCAGUUCUGAGGAAAGCAGAACACCAAGCAGAUGAGGUCAAGCUCGCAUUUGCUGCUAUCCACCUUGGCCUCGACGACGAAGUUGAGCCCCUGUGCAGGAGCUGCGGAAGAGCGGACCUUUUAGAGGCUUGGCUGCAGGCAAAUGGUAGAUGGGAUGAGGCGUUGCAGGUCGCAGAGCGAGCCGGGCGGCUCUACGCUCUCCACUCGCAUUACUCCUAUGGCUUGUACCUGGAGAACGCGGGGGACUAUUCCAGUGCCUUAAAUCACUUGCAGCUGUCACGCGCCAUGCCGUGCAACCUUUCGAACACAGUGUCAUCCGGAUGUCCUAUUUCUGAAUCGGGUUAUGGUUCUGUACCAGAACGACCGCUUGUUUCAGCGCAGUCAGUCAGCGAUUUCGCUUCUACAGUUUCAGCUGAAGAAGCCAACUCGACCUCGUCUCCGACAGAGUCGUCCCUGCAGCAUAAGACUACGAUGGCCACAGGCUUGCGUUGUGAGAGUCCAAGGAUUCUGCGACUCGCCGAAAUGACUGGAGAUGCCGAGGCUUUCCUCCACCGCCAAGCGGAUCCACAGCUGUAUAGGUGGCAGGGCUUCCGCAUCGAAAAGCAAGCGUGGGAAGCAGAGCAGGAGCACGUCGCUUCAAGAGUCGUUUCAGAGCGUCACAAGCGGAGCCUAGUUACCUCAAAACAAGAUGGAGUCGCCUUGGGGCCUCAAAGAUCAAGCGUGGAUUUAACCAACACGUUUGCAGGUGACAAAGUGCCUAACCAGCUCGAUAAAUUGGGUCCGCAAGCCAGAAGAAAGGAAGCCCUGCUGAAACAAGCGCUGAUGUGGUACUCACGUGGAAAUUUGCACAGCCAUAAGGUUCGCGUGCUGUGCUCCAUGGAUCAGAUAGACGAGGCAAGGAAAGUGUGCAGCGAAACAGGAGAUCAGGAAGCGUGCUUGGUUCUUGCACAUGAGUUGGAAAAACGUGGAGAAGUGCGCGAAGCCGUGAAGCUCUAUACCAACGCCGGUAGACUACGGAAGGCGCUCAGCUUGGGCCAUCACGAGGAGUUGGACAGUGACCUGAUGGCGGCUGCCCUGAAUGCAAGUCCGGAAGAUUUGGUAGCGGCUGCAACCUCCUUGUAUGAGCGGCGGGAGUACGAGAAGGCGGUGGCGCUCUUCCGCAAGGCGGGUCAGCUUGACACAGCCCUUCAAGUGUGUCUUGCUGCAAACUUGCGAGACUCUCUGAGACUCCUCGCAGAGGAAGCCACUCCAAGCAAUGACCACUCUGUGAUCGAGAAGUGUGCAUCCGUUUUCGUAGAAGCGGGACUGAUCGACAGGGCCGUCCAGUUGCUGGCAAAAACGAAGCAUUUCGAUUCGGCCUUGAAGCUGUGUGAAUCGCACGACUUCGCUCUAUCAGAUAGUCUUGUCAAUGCUCUCACUCCGAGCAAGGAAGACGCGAGAACAGCUCUCGAGGCCAGACGGACAGUGCUGGUCAGGCUGGGGAAGAUUUGCCUGAGACAAAAACUGUUCCACCUUGCCUGCAGAUCCUUUACUGCUGCCGCCGAGAUAGUGGCGGCAGUCGACUGCCUCAUUAAGACCGGGGACACUGACAAAAUCAUCUAUUUCGCAAAUACAGCCCGGCAUCCUGACGUAUACAUUUCUGCGGCGAAUUACUUACAAGGACUCGACCAUUUCAGUGAUGAGAAGUUACGCAACUCCAUUGUUUCCUUCUAUCAAAAAGCAAACGCCUUUCCCAAACUUGCUGCGUUUUAUAUCAACGUGGCUCAAAUAGAGAUAGAGGAACGCAGCGCCUACGAGCAGGCGCUCUCCGCUUUGCAAGAGAGUCGAAACUAUCUCGUCCAAUGCCCCGAUGCGGAAAAGAAGAUAGACCUGCUUGACGUUCGCAUUGAUAUCAUUACCAGAUACAUUGAGGCAACGCGACUUCGAGCUGAAGAUCCGGAUGCCAUGGUUAGAGAGUUGGUCUCGCUCUUGAAGACUCCGGCUGCAGAAAAAGUUCUUAAAAUUGGAGACGUUUUCGCUGAUUUGGGGAGGUACUAUAACUCAAUUGGGAAUUUCGCCGCCGUUCGCCUUCUGAUAAAGAAGAUGCAGGAACGCAAUCUACAUGUACCUCCGUAUCUAAUCCAAGAAAGAACUGAAAAUGCAUGCGACGACGGAGGCUGUGCUGUCCUUGCGAGGGGGUUUAGCGAUCACCACGACACCUCCCUUCGUCAGGUUGGUGCCCCCUCACAGUGGAGGGAGGAAGCCCCGAGAUAUCAGGACGUGUCACCUGAGCUGUCCCAAGGUUUUGAUGAGCGUUCCUCCGCAGUUGCGUUCAUGAGUGAUUUCGAAGAGCCAGUGAGACACACGGAGAAUGAUGGACUUCCCGACGACCCUGUCGACAGUUAUUGGGAAGACGCCCGCACUGUAGAGAUGCGCUAG
Molecule: messenger RNA, 2846 nt
Organism: Toxoplasma gondii ME49
Lineage: Eukaryota; Apicomplexa; Conoidasida; Eucoccidiorida; Sarcocystidae
Product: tetratricopeptide repeat-containing protein
Exons: 13
Coding region: 48-2846 (932 amino acids)
Biological process (GO): intraciliary retrograde transport
Cellular component (GO): axoneme; intraciliary transport particle A; ciliary basal body
Molecular function (GO): protein binding
Source: RefSeq, a predicted model, not a curated record